This is a messenger RNA of Trichophyton rubrum CBS 118892, 246 nucleotides long. RefSeq lists its product as uncharacterized. Lineage: Eukaryota; Fungi; Ascomycota; Eurotiomycetes; Onygenales; Arthrodermataceae. Bases 1 to 246 code for a protein of 81 amino acids. The transcript is spliced from 2 exons. The record is from RefSeq and is a predicted model, not a curated record.
AUGCUUUCCCUUGAAGACUCUCUAGCCUCUCAAUCCACAAAGUGGUCUGUCUUCUGGGCUAUUGAGGGGCAAUCAGAAUCCGGGGAGUGCCGGCUGUGGUGCAGACUAGGCGCAAGUAUGAUUUUACUGCGUCUACCAUCUUCAAUGGAAGAAGACCUUGACCUCUACGGUCGAGCUGACGAAUUUGACUUGCCCACAGGCCUUAUCCAGAAAGCCGUGAGAAGACGGAUGCAUCCCCUGGGCUAG